Chilo suppressalis (striped riceborer) is the source of this 13232-nucleotide messenger RNA. Lineage: Eukaryota; Metazoa; Arthropoda; Insecta; Lepidoptera; Crambidae. The record is from the annotation of a GenBank genome assembly.
GACAAAAGAAAAGUCAGACAGAUUGAAAACACUUCACUUAAUAGAACAAGCAGUUUGCUCCUUAUAUUUUACUGUGGCCUAGCCUGGUGUCACAGUCAUGAACUUUAAAAGGCCAAUAUCCAGAUGUCCCUAAGUCCCAAAAAGCGCAGAAGAGAAAGGUUCGGUAAAAAAACUGAGCCAUAACAUAUAUAUAUUUGAAAUUUAAACACAAAUAAAACGCUAUUGUAUACGCAGGUAUUUGUUUAUUUUGUUAAAAACAUUGUUAUUAUCUUAAUUAACUUUAAGAAAAAACCGUUUUAAAUAUGACGGACUUAGGCCCGUAUUAUAGAAAGAUUCUCAGUGAUUGAUCUAGUCUUGAGCAUAGUUAGGAAGGUAUUUCGCUAUAUAUAGCACAUUGCGACAUCCCUUUCUUACUGUACUUAAGUAAAGAUCAACACAAAGAGUAACUUAGUUGUCAUUCUGUAAUACGGGCCUUAGAUUCUAACAAUCGGACUUAGGCACUAUUAUUAAGUAUCUACUCAGUUUAUUACUCUCUUUUAACCAUUUUUGAAUAACAAUGGAAAUAUAAUAAAAUAUUUUUUUCCCGCCGCCUCAGCUGUCAAAAACGAAGUUGAACAAACGUACGACGAUAUAGUUUAACGAUAAUAUGACAUUUUGCUUUUUUCUUAGUAUUUUCAGGACAACUGUACCUACUUUUUAGUACAACAUUGAUUAUGGACUUCGGAACUUCUUGAGGUAAAAGUUUAUGACACUAUAAAACUUAAGUACUUAGGGACUUUUAUGCUAAAAACAAUAAAAUAAAAAAAGUUUUUUUUUCUGCACAAACUCUUUAAUUAAAAUCAUUUAAUAGUCAACCAUAUGGAAUGUGAAGAGCUGAUUUCAAUUGUGUUUUCAGAUUAAAGAGUCCCUAAGUGAACUAAGGGACUCCAGGACAUUGGCCCUAGUUAGUAAUAUCUGUUAAUCCUGUAAUUUGAAUAUAAAAAUCUUCGAACGCAAAUAAUAAAAAAUAAGCCUAAAUAAUCCGGCUUAAUCCGAAAGUCUGGCAACCCUACACUACUUGCUCGAUAGUUCACCGAUAUUAAAUACUUACUGACUAUAUAAAUAUGCAGAUGCAAAUAAACGCAAUAUCGCUUAUCGCAAGAUCUUAAUACGGAGUUUGUGGUUCAAAGUUGUGAAGUCUAACUAGUUCAUUAAGACGAGAGUUGUUUCUUAUGUAAAACAAUUUCAUUAAAGGUCUUAACAAUGUUAGUUUAGUUACGUCUCUAUAAAUAAUGACAAAAACAUCGAAAUAUUUUAUUGUUAACCGACUUCAUAAAGAAGAUGGUUCUCAAUUCUAGUUUUAUGUAAUUUCAAUGGUGUCAAGAGGAGUCUUGUGGAUGUAGGUAGGUACCUACUUAGAGUCCCCAAUUAACUUUUGAGUUUGCUUUGUGAUAUUGAACAUUUCUUUCCGAUACCAAUAGAAAAAGACCACACGUGACUGAUUAGCAAUAAUUUUAAUUGUCGUCUCAAUGUUAAUUAAUUAUUGUGGUCAAAAUUUACAUCAGUAAUUAACUGGAUCUUGAUUAUUUGAAUAAUACGUAAGAGACUCGUAAUAAUUAUUGCAAGUAAACAGCGUGAGUAAUCACAGAAGUAGGUAAAGAAAAAUUAACACAUCGUCCAUAAUUAGGUGUUGUUCAUUCUACUCAUUUCCUAAUAAUAAGAGAACUCUUCAACAGUAUUAAAAAAUGUACAAUAUGCGCAUUUAUGAUUAUGAUUAUUAUUAUAUAUAGUUAAUUAAUCGGUGACGAUAUAAAAGACUAGCAGCCUCCCGCGGCUUUGUCCGCUAUAACUUUAGCUUAGUUUUUAGAGAAUCCCUUAGGAAGUUAAUUUUUUUCGGGAUUAAAAAUAUCCCUAUUUCACAAUCCAGGUUAUAAACAAUAUGUGUGCGAAAUUUCAUCCAACUCCGGUCGGCCAUUUUUGCGCGAUAGUAAGAAACAUACACACUUGCACUUGUUAAUAAAGCUGUAUCAAUUUUACGUUUUGAAGUACAUAAUGUGCUAAAAUUAUUAAAUUUUUAAAUAUACACUUCCUGCCUAUACCGGAAGUAGAAUAAAAAAAACAACGCUUGGCUGUUCCCUUGAAUGUACAAUGGAAAAUUAAUUUUAACCGCUGUUCCCUCAAGGGAGAGUAAGAAAAUAAGCUAAAAACAAUUUGUAUGACCCGUUCAACUUUUCAAUGACAAUAACGUAUAAGUCGACUCCACAUCGCGUUAAUGACAUCGUCGACGCCCGAUCUGUAGGAGGCGAAGGAAAUUUAAAAUUAACAUCCAUAAAAGGAGUUCGUAACGAACUUAAAAAUAGCCGUGAGAGUGUUCUUAAAUAGGUAUAACACUCGGGCCGUAGAAGGCAAGUAGAUAGGUGAGGUGCAUCCGAUAUGUGCGCUUCCGACCGGCAGACGGCUGAAAUAGCCUCAUCGCGCGCCAGAAACUAAAUACCCAAAUGCGUUUGUGAUCGCCGCGCGGUUGCCAAAUAAGGCACCAAUCUCGGAUUUCGCGCGCGAUCCCGUCCGUCGCCGGCACAACAUCGCCGGCCUGCCAAACGCGCUCUAUUCCCGUCUAAUACUCGUGAAAAAACACGUAAAAACAGUUUUUAUUUUCGACUGAAUGCCCUCUAAAUUUAGGCCGUAUGGAAACCGAAAGUAAUACGAGCGAUUUUGGUUGCGGCCGCGUUGUCUGUAUUUAGAUUAGCGGCGCGAGCGCAGGCGCGCGCUUGAUAACUGCUCGCGUGCAACCAGUGCAUUGUGCCGUGAUACGCUGUGUGAUACCAUGUUUACAUGUGAAGUGACAAAAUUGAAAGGAUUUUGAUGUCAAUGCUGCCUGAAGGUGGAGAAGUGAUGCGCCGCGUGGCAUGCGCCGACGUGUGCCCCGCGCCGCCCACGCACCCCCAUCCCCACCUCAAUAAUAACAACAGGUCAGAAAACAAGGAGCUACUAAGGCAACAACUACUUUCUGCUAGUAAAGAACGGCACGCGGACAAGACUGAACCUCCUAAACAGAAGCUUGCGAGGAACCGGCAGAAGAACCGAUGGAAGCUGAAGUUCCACCACCAGGCGCUACCCCAAGAGUACCUUGACCACUACGAGCAAAGCCUCCAGAAAGCCAACGCUAAGCAAGCCCAGAAACCAAAACCCCCAGAAAAGAAACCAGAACCAAACUUUGACAUAAACAACAUCACAAACGAAACCUUCAAAAUAUGGGCGCAGAGGUUGGCGGGCAUGCAGAAUGAGACGGGAACAUUGACCAACGUACCUUCAGUAUUAAACAUGGCAGCUAAGCCCCCUAGCAAAGAUGAGAAGAAGAAAAAAAGCCCUACUAUAGCUCCCAGUAAAAUUGUAACCUAUGAUGACUUGCCCUACAUGGGAGAAAUGACCUUGAACAACUCGAAGCCACGAAGAGGUCGCAAGCCAAAGAAAGCAGACAUCUGCCACCUUAUAUACGAAAACUAUGGAACAGUUGUGCCAGGCCAACCACCGCCUGCACAAGAUAGGUUAAACCCCCUCAGUUUGUGCCAUCCUUAUCGAUCUGAAAAUGUACAAAGUACUCCUAAAACGGACUUGCAAAAUAAAAUCAUAUCCAGUUUAUUGGAAAGGAAACUCUCACAGGAACACAAAAGGAGACUCGAGAAUCUCUCUCCGCAAAGGUUUAAUAGCCCGGACGAACCGAUGCCUGAAGCUCCGUUAACGAUCCCAGGUCCACUUCACAGCGAUGAUGAACCCUUAAAUUUAUGCAUUAGAGACCUUCAUGAUCUAAAGCUGCAGAUUCAAAAGAAGUUCGGCAACAUUUACCCGUCGAUGCCCGACGUUAAAACAGAAACCGAAGUCGAACCAGAGAGUCAGAAGGCAGAACAAACGAAUGCCAUUUCGGUAAUACAGAGGAACACCAACCUUCUACCGAUGACCGCAAGUAGUUCGCCUGAUCUAUCACGACAGACGAGGAAUAUUUCUCCUGCGUUAUCAGAGCCAGUACAGUCUACUUCGAGUCCUGAUGGCGACGGGAAGUUUCCAGGAUAUGUAUAUUGGCCCAACGCUGGUAUAUACAUGCAUCCUCUGGCGUUACAAACGCAACUUUUGUAUUACCAACGAUUAGCAGCUGCCGGACAACUGCCGAGCGAUGAACAGGAGAGAGUUCUAUCGACACCAAACAGCGUAAACGAAAGUAUGUCGACAGAAACGAAUUCAUCGUUAGACGAGAGUAAAAAUAAGCUAGUAUUAAAGCAGAUAUCUGAACUUUUGGAUCCUAAAGUGAUUAAACAAGUGGAGGAAGCCAAGCGCAGUCCGGAUCAAUCCAAGAUGAAGAGAGCUUCGCCCAAUCCAGUACCGGGACCUGUUAAGAGAAAACGGUCUGCAAUAUUCAUCCCCCCUAUGCCAACUAAAACCAGUUCAACCACGCCGACGACCGAAGUCAGUAUUUGUAAAUUUAAAUUCACCGGUGGAUCGAAACCCUCGCUGCAAGAGAAAAAGAUGCUGUCCGUAGACUCCGGGGGCAACUUCAGAUAUUACAGCGGCACGGGAAACAAAGGGAAUAAGGGCUACGAAUACUUGCAGAGGGACGCGAAUCAAAACAGAAACGCAGAAGUAGAGGCUUCCGUAUCCGCGUUACCGAAACCGGAAGGGCAAAGCUCUUCACUGAGUAAAGAGGAAUUGAAUAAAAAGAAGAGGAAGUCCAGAAAGAGCUUGCAGAGGGAAAAGUUGGAGCAGACGUUUAAGGAAAAGGGGUUCCUUAUUCAAACACAACAGUUGCAAUCGGCGGAAGGAGCUACCUACUGUAAAUUUAGACAAUUGAGGAAGUUCACUAGAUAUUUAUUCAGGAGUUGGAAAGACUACCUGCCCGGGGAGUUGGAAGACAAAAGUAAUGUGGAGCCGGCACCCGAACAACAAGCGUCGCCUAACAACGAAGGAAACGCAGGAGAGUGGGGCUGAAGAUGUGAGCUUAGAUGCACAGAGUAAAUGCAAAGAGGUGUAGUAAUGUUUCUAUGGAACAAAACGUGAAUCGGUAGCAAAAAUUACACGCUACUAAAUGGUUCUCACUUCUAUACAGUAUGCUUUAGGUUUAAAUGUUUUAGUAAGCACUGUCUCUUCUUUGUAUUUACUCUGCGUUUGGACGUUCUCGAAUAAGCCAAAGAAGUGGAAAAUAAAACCGGCUACUAAAAGAAUGAUAGUGGCUGAACAAUGCAUUUAUUAAUGUUUUUAGUGAGAUUUAAAGAGUUAACUUCAAAUUAUCAGAUUGCCACUCCGUCCACGUACUGAUUGUGUGCCUACGGUCAUUAUUACUGUUUGUUGUGUACCUUCUAGACUAGACAUAAGUCGUUCUUAAAAGAGUGUAUACUAAACCUAGUUAUUGAGAAUUAGUGUUGCAAUGUAUAAAAUUACAAAAUCUGGUAUCGUAACUAAGCUUGGCUAUUCGUAUACUUGAAAACAGUCUUUCUUUAUCAUGUUUUAUAUGAAAUGAAAAGGACAGACAGAUGUCAAGUUUACAAAAAGCAAACACGAAUAACCAAGAGAAGUGCCGGCGUGAUAUUUGCCUACGAAUCAGUAAAAUUUGUUGUAACAUCAGGUAAUCUAAAACUGACAAAAAUUUCCAAUUGAUUUUGUACCUUCUUCGUUUGUUGUGUUAUUUAUAGAGUUAUAUUAAAUGGAUUUAUCAAUUACUUUGUGUUGCCAAAAUAGUCUACCAUACGAGCUACGAGAAUAAGUUGAUAGAGAGAACAAGUAGAAUAUACCUUUAAAAUCUUAAAAUUAUUUUCGUCUUAUACACUGAAAUUUAAAUUGUUUAAUUUUUUUUUGCUAAUAUAUAAUUUGCAGUGUACGCACAGAUUUUGCAUUUUAAUAAGUCCAUUUUAUUUUUUUACGACUUCAAUGAAAAUAUAAUGGUUGAAUGUGUUUUGUACAGGAAAUAUUAUAUUGCUGCAUUGAACUUAUAACUCGUGUCAUUAAAGAAAGGAAUCGAAAACGCCGACGCAAGGUAUUCUAUCUCUCUCGCACGUCACUUAGCUAAGCAUGUGCGAGGGGGACAGAAUGUCUUACUCCGCCAUUUGCGAUUUAUUCCUUUAAUGACACGAGUUAUAAUAAUGUUCACUUUUUAUAGAUCAAAAGAUGCGAUAUUGUGUAUUUGUAUCGUAAGAAAAAUAUCUAGUUUUGUUAUUGCCUUAUAGCUAUUAACGGGAUUGUUACCAUGUACCUUAUUUUUUAUGAGUCUCCGAUAUUUCGGCACUGUUGCAAGCGCCAUGAUCACGAAGUAACUGAAGUAAUUGCGGGUAGAUGUUAUUGGCAGACAUAUCGGUCUACCCUCUGACAUCGUCUUUUACUGCUUUCGAUACCCCUACAUAGGGGUAUAAGAAUAGAGUAUGGGAGACUCUACUGCCAGUGGAAGUGUCCCUCUAAUAGAAAGAGAAAGAAGAUGGAAGACCGCUAGCUUUCUCUCUCUAAUCGCGCAUGCGCAUUGGCAACCGUAAGCAUAAUACUAUUUCGAUGUCAUGCCAUUGGAUGGCAUGGAUCACAAGAGAGAGAGAUAGCUAGCCGUCUCUCAUUUUCUUUCCCUUUCUACUAGACGGACACUUUUAAAGCCGCCUUCCCCACUCUAUUCUUAUACCUCUACGUACCCCCAUUACUGGUCACAUUUUCACUAUUCACUCGCACCUGUUUCCUACACACAAUACUCCCAUUAUAAGAUAGCAGGACGAGACUUUAUUUUUUAUUUUUGCGGUUUUUGCACAUACGAACCACUGGAUUCCAGACACUCAUAUCGGAGACGAGUAAAAAAUAAGGUGCAUAGUAAUAACCCCGUUAAGUUAUAAUGUUAGUGACCAUAAAAGUUUCAAAAACAAAAUAUUGUUAUUGCCUGUCUAUCAAACAGCCCAAAUUUAGUAGAUAAAAUUAAUUACUAACAUAACUAGUCAAUUGACACCUCUAACAUAGAUUAUAAUUUGGUUAAAAAAUGUACAUAUACAAAAAUCAAGAGUCAUCUAGUCACUAAAGGUUAAGUUUUUACACUUAUUUGUUAAUUGUUAUUAUUAUUAUUAUAAUUAUAAUUAACUUGUACAGUUCUAAUGAGAGUAAUAUAUUGUAAAUUAAUUGUUUUAUACUUUAUUUAAAUUAAAUACUGUUUUGUACUUGAUAAUAAACUUUAUUGCAAAACAUAGGAAAUAUGCCAUCCUGAGAGGAAUGUACCUAAAACGUCCCGAAAUAAACAUUAACCAAAUCUACAAUAAGUUGUAUGAUUUCAUAACAAACAAAGGAAGCCCAAGCAACAUCGACGGUAAUACAGUAUUUGCUUAACUAUUUCUGAUUGGACAUUUUUAAAACGCAUUGCAUUAUUAUAAAUCAUAUCAUUGUCAUUUUCUUAAGUUUCCAUUUGACCAAUUAUGAUUAAGUAUAAGUUUUACGCAGUAAAUCAUAAUCAGAAAUCAAUCGCAUGACAUUUACGUAUCAAAGUAACUUGUAUUAAUCAUUACAAUGUUCUGAUUAAAUUACUAUACAAAUAAAAGGAAAAUAUCACCAAUACUAGACACUAGACAAAUACUCUAUUAACGACAAUUUUAAAUUUUGUAUAUAAUUCAUACUCUUCUAGAAAUUCAAUAUGGUCCCAAAACAAGAGUUCGUACUCUGAAUACCAGCUACGUCGUAUAAAACGUUACAAUAUAGUUAUAUAACAUUAUCUUACAUACUAACCCUUUAAAAACCGUCAUCUAGACAACUUCGGCAUUCGUCAUAAAGGCACUUUCAACAUACACUCUAUAAGGAAAUAUAUAAAAGAUAUAAAAAUUACAACAUACAACCGAAUAAACUGUUCUUUAGGAACUACAUUUUGUAAAUCAGACAAACUUAAAAAAUAUUUUUAACAGAAUUAACCAGAACUUUUGUAUAUAGUAUCAUAAUACAAAAUUAUUAAAUUUAAGCUACUUUCUUUCAUUGAUGAGAUUAAGCCAAAAUUAGGAAGCAUAAAAUCUUUUAUAUAAAAAGUUGAUUAUAUGUACAUUUACAAAUAACAGAUUUUGAUUAAAUUCUGUUAAAUAUAUUGAAAUAGAACGGGAAUUCACUUUUCAAGGAAUGCAAAUAUCGGGGAAUGUUGUAUCAUGGAAAUACCAGGAAUUACACACUUGAUGAAUUGUUACUGUUCCAUAUGACAAUAAGUCCAUAAGAUCUAUUGAGCCGAUAUGAUGCAACGAUAUACUAAUUAUCACAUUUUUUUCAGACUAAUCAGUGGAGACAUAUAUACCUCAAAUAUAUAUAUAUAUAUAUAUAUGUGUGUGGAGAUAUAUGUACCUCAAUAAUUCGACAUUAGUUUGUAACGCCUUAUUUGUUAUUGAUAUGGUUUUCGACGUCUUUGCGUUAUUUCGUAGCUUUCUACAAAAGCAAUUUGUUUUAGAAUGUACUGCCUACUACAUAAAGUAACAUUUACUUGUCUUUUUAUGCAAAUUUAUGGUAAUUAGCAACAGGUUCGACUUUUGUUUUUAACUCUGUUUCUACAGUGUCGAAAUAAUAGGUGACGUCAUAAGUAAUAGCAAUGAACUUAGGCAGUUAUCCUAAAGUCCACUCUUUGUGUCUAAAUUUCAUUUCUCUUUACAUUGUCAACUUUAACACUAAGAAAGUACUAAAAAAAUAGUUUAUCCACCUUCCCUUUCUAAAGACUACAACAUAUUAAACGGCAAAGAUUCUUUUCUACAAAUCACAAUAUUUUAAGCGGCAAAGAUUCUUUCAAAAUCACAGAUACAACUAAAUAAUAUUUCAGAAGUAAAGAACAGUAACAACUCACUUUGGACCUUACAGUCUAGGCUUUAAGGAUGGCUUUGGCUGCGGCGACGAUAUGCGGUGCGGAGAUGCCGUAUUUGUCGAGCAAAGCCGCUGGCGGGCCCGAGCGAGGAACCUCUUUUACGUAAACGUGAUUAACGAUCACGUCACGUUCUAGGGCCACAGCUGACAUAACUGCUUCACCGAUACCUCCUGCAAUUAAAAGUGCAAUCUUUAUCUAUCUAUUCACUGAUGUCCCUACUAUCACACUAAUAUUAAAAAGGCGAAAGUUUGUGAGUGUUUGAGUGUGUAUGUUGGUUACUUCUUCACGUCUAAACGGCUGGAACGAUUUAAAAAAAAUGGUAUGGAGUUAGCUGACACCCUGGAUUAACACAUAGGUAAAACGUAGUUUUACUCCGGGAAAAUAUCCCUAAUAAACCGCGGAUAACGCCGCGGGGCUCAACUAGUUUCACACACAAAUAUCAUUUAAAGUGCAUCUUAUGUAUAAACAUAAGGAUGCCCUUUAAAUGAUAUUUGUGAGGCAGCGACAUCUACACGUCCCACAUAAAACUAAUGGAGGAUGAAAUCACCCAGCUUGUCGAGAGAUGGCGCUACUGACGGCGAAAAAAAUAGUAUGCGAAGCCUACAUCGCGCUAGAGAAAUUUGGAGGCUGAGACUGACACGUCAUUUAAACAAUUCCCAACAAACGUGCCCAAACUCACAUCACCCAGUUGAGCGUAGAAGUUCCUUCUCUUUGGCUUUAUUAGCCUUCCUACAUUUGUUGUUUGUAAAUUUGACAGCAAGCUCUUUGAGCAUGAUAAAGAUAUUAUAUGUGGCGCGAGAUACCGUAUUUGUCGAGCAAAGCCGCGGGAAUGUCCAAACAAGGAUCCACUAUAAUAUAAUAAACGAAAGUUUUAAAUCGAGCUUCUGAACGCAACAAAAAAUGACAUUUGGUUGACGAUUUGGGUUAUCAACCAUUCAUAAAGCUCAAUAAAUGAAAAACAAAAAUCAACCAAUAAUAAUUAUCAGUAUUUGUUAUUGUUUAAAAAUGUUUGAUUUUUAUUCUAGAAUUAGCCGAGUGCUAAAAAAGUGUUCAGAGAUUUUUUUGCAAACUGUACUUUACAAGCUACAUUGGACAAAUGGAGAUCAUUGGCUUUCCUAUUUGAAUCGCAUUAUACUGCCAAAUAGCCUAUUGGUACCUACUUAUUUUUUCAUACUGUGAAAUAGCUCAUUAUUAUUACUCACCGGCUUGGUAAUGGUCCUCUACGACAACGACUCUUCCUCCCACGGCGCGCGCGUGCUGCAAUACCGCCGCUUCGUCCAACGGCUUGAUGGUGAAUGGGUCGAGAAUUCGGGCUUCAACGCCUAUAUUAUAAUAAUAAAAACAUUAUAUUAUUAAUAUUUUUAUUUUCAAUCAUGUAACUGCUAGGAUGUUUAAAUCUAAAGUUUUUUUAAUAGAAAAAACUGGACGCGGACCAGGUUGCAGACGGGACUCGAACCCGCACCCUUCGCUAUACGGGCGAAAGUACUGACCAAUUAUGCUACCGCGGCCCUAAUUGUCCGUGUCGAAUUUUCUCUAGCAUUUCUUAGGCUGCAAGGCAGCGUCAACUCUUCGUAUUGUAGGUAACCCACAAUGUCAAAUGAAUACCUUUACAAGAAUUAAACAUUUGAAGGAUGAAACAGUAAUUCUAGUUAUAUUUCUAUUUAUCAUCUGCUAGAUGUUUAAUAUAAACAUCUAGCAGUUAAAAGUCAAUAAAAAUAAAAUAAACAUCUAGUUUGUUAAAUGAUUGGUCCGAGUGAAUUUUAUCUAGUAAAAUUUUCUUUAGUAUCUAUACCUUAAUUUUGUUUUUAUUUCUCUUUAACUAUAAUGCUUUAAUUUACUUGACCGCAUAAUGUCUCUGCUUAGCCCGAUGGUUGACUGGUAGAGAAUGCCAUGUGGCAUUAAGUCCGCCAUUUGUAACAAAACAAUAAAGAGUAAAUAAAUAAAUACCUUCUUCCUUCAGUUUGUCCGCUGCAGCGACUGCUUCGUGUAAAGUGAUUCCGGCGCCGAUCAAAAGCACCUUAUCUUUAGCAGACUGACGGACCACUUUAGCUUGACCAACCUAGAGAGGAAAUUAAACGGUUUAAUUACUUGAAACAUAGCAUCAAUCUAAGUACCUAAACACUCAAACUUGAAGCCUUUAUUGAUAAGGUCGAUAUUUGCCAUAAACACUGACAUAAUAAUAUAUGAAGUCGUUUGAGGUGCUCAAACUCUAUUGCCUCUUAACACAAAACGAAGACUAAAGUUAAACCUGGACUAAAGCUGCUGUAGCAAAACAAGAGCUGUCACUUUUGUUUGCUUAAAAGCAGACUUAAGACAAUAUUAGAUUUAAAUCAAGACUAACAGCUGUAGUCCGCGUUUUGUAGUCAGGGGUAUUUUAUUUACAGCUCACUUUGGGAAUCAAACUAUUAAAGCACCCACCAAAAUCAUGACCUUAUUAAGUUUUAAAAUCACACAUUUAUUUAAAUUAAGAAAGCAAUACACUAAUUUAGUCUGGCUAAACGCGUAAAAAACUAAACUAAACACGAAAAGCCAAGUAAAGGGUUGACUUGACAAUAAACUUUAUUAUUCUUGAUUUUUUUCUCCACAACUCCUAAGUAACUGUUCAUUAUAAAUACAACAUAUGCUAUUUCGCUGUUAAUCUUUUUAGCCUGAAUCGUUCGUUUAUUACAUCUAGAGUAAGGCCCGUAUUACAGAAAGAUUCUCAGUAAUGAAUCUAGUCUUGAGCAUAGUUAGAAAGGGAUGGCGCUAUAUAUAGCACAUAGCGGUUACAACCGUCUGCACAACUGAAAAUUAGUGGUAUCUUUAAAAUAUACGCUAUUCCAGUCAAGUGGACGUGAGAACUUUAUUGUAGAGCUACUACCACACAGAAGCUUAUCUAGAAAGCCAACUCGACAAUUUCGUGCCAAACACUCCAAGAAACAUUAGAAUGCGUCACACCGACAUUCUAAUGUAAAAAUAAAGAUUUAUAUAACUAAUCACUGGGUUGUAUGGGCAUUGUUCCCUUUGCCUUACCUAAAAAGGAAGAAUCAUUAAAAAAAGGGACGGGACCAAUUUUAAUCAUUUCGACGCCUAUUUACCUUGAAAGUCUCAUCGUUGGGGUACAACAUUGAAGUAUUGGGGCGGGAGGUGCGGAUGUAGCAGAUUCCCUUCGUAUUGGCGGCCAAUUCUACGGCGCGUUCGGUCGAUACUGCGUCACUGUGAAAUAAAACAUAAUAACCAUUAUCAUCAUCAGCCAAAUAAUAUCUCCACUGCUGGGGCACAGUCCUUCCCUAUGGAUGGAUUAGGGAGAUUGGGCCAUGACCCACCACGCGGGCCCAGUGCGGAUUGGUGGGUACUAACGACUGCAGAUGCAGCCGGGACCAAUGGCUUAACGUGCCUUCCGAAGCACGGAGGAACUCGGGAUAGAAGAUUUUUGGUCACCCAUCCAAUGACCGACCACUGCGAAAGUUGCUUAACUUCAACUAUCGCAGCCGAACGCGCUAACCACCUGCACCAUCGAGCUCCUGGUAUAAAUAACCAUUAUACCUCUUAAUAAGUGAAGGGUUUACCAUUUUUAAGCACGUUUUGCUCAUGGACAAGUGACAGAUUUUGUAUAGUUAUGUUUCUUUUUUUUUCUAUUAAAAAUUUUCUUUAGAUUUUGUAUAUUUAAAUUUUAUAUGGUAGUAGUUUUUCACAGUGUAGUGUAGGAAGGAAUAUUUUAUAAGUAUAUCAUUAUUACUUAAUUUUAAAUUAAUAUAGCACACACUACCAUGUGUUUGUAUAUACGUAAUAUAAUGAGUUUAUAGGCAAACCAACUUCGCACAUAUUAAUUUGAAAUGCUAUUUAAUAAAAGAACUAAAAUGGUUACAGAACCGACAAUCAUGGAGAUUUAUAGAAGUAAAAUACUCUUUAAUAAAAGAAAUAAUAUUGUUGGAUACGGAUUAUCACGGAUGGAAGCAAAAACAGUUUUCAGACUAUAAACAUGGCAAGGUUAAGAAGAAGGAAAAUAGGCCUUGUGCCUAAUAAAAAUAAAUAUAUACUUAGGACGGGUAAAAGUCAGCAGCAAUAGGCACGGCCCGGAAUAAAGCAUUUCUUCCAGCCCCGUCAGCAAGAGACCGACUUAUGGUACCCAUAUGAACCUAGAGUGGAGAUAAGGGAACACAUUUUCAACAAUAGCUGUAUACUUACGAUGGAUAGAAGACAGUAGCAGUAGGCACGGCCCGGAAUAAAGCGAUGUCUUCUAGUCCCAUCUGCGAGGGACCAUCCUCGCCGAUACUGACACCGCAGUGGGAACCGGCCAGGUUGAUGUUCGACUGACUUAUGGCACCCAUACGGAUCUAUAUGGGUUAGGGAACACUUUGUAAAUGACUGUGUCGAGAAAAUACUUUUUUUUAACUAUAUAUUUUAUGUGUUGUAUUUUCUAAAUAAACUUAUAACAGUUUCUAAG